AUGGUUCAGCAGCCCGGCAAGACCGGCCAAGCUGAGCAGCACUCGGCGAAUGGGCUGGUGCACGCGGGUCGUUCCUUGGAGCUCACAGGCCUGGAACGGUUGACAGGGGGCCUGCCGGCUGCCAUGAGCGCUGCUUUGUACCCCAAAGGCUCCCUUCUGGACCUCUUCUGGACGGUCUUCCUGGUGGGCGUCUGGUACUUUAGCAACUUCCAGUUCGGCUUUGGGCUCAAGCGCACCAGCAACCGGUUCCAGAACCUGGAGCUGUGCGUGUUCCUGCUCUGGGUGCUGUUCACCGUGGGGUGGGCGGUGUCAUGGGCUGUCCGCCUCGCCUACACUCAUGUCUUCACCAAAAAGGCAGAGUGUGACGGCAUGGGCAGCCCUCGACGAGAUGAGGAGGCCGCCAUCAAGCACCACAACGACCACCAGCUGGAUGCGGAGCAAGCUGCGGUGGCUAGCAACCAUCUGACGACAGUAGCCGUGCACACCCUGGGCAUGAGCUUUACCUGCCUGGCGUUCAUCGCCGGCAGCGUGCCGGUCGUCCAGGUGUUCAAGAGCCUGGCGCCCAUUUUCACAACAAUCUUCUCCAUGUGCUACCUGAGCGCCGUAUUCCCCUACUCGGCAGUGGCUGCGGUGAUGCUGCUUGUCGGUAGUGCAACCCUGUCCAGCUGGAACACGCCUGGAUUCAACUUGACAGCCGUGCUGAUGUGCAUGGUGACCAACCUGUCGCUGCCACUACGGAACGUCAUGGUCAAACAGCACACUGUGCUGCGGCAGACCCAACUGGCAGCGGUGGGCAAGGCGGGGCCCAACUCGGUGCGCCUGGCGCUGGACACAGCGGUGGACCUCAACUUUGGGGGCAUGGUCAUCCUGACCCCACUCUGCCUCAUCUUCAUGAGCUCGCUGGAGGUGCCGGCCGAGGACGUCGCCAUCGCGCUGCGGUUGGGCAUGCACCGCAUCAUUUAUGAGAUUGCCUCGCUGAUGGUGCUGACCCGCAUAGAUGCCGUCAUGCACGGCUCGCUGGACGUGCUCAAGCGCGCGGCAAUGACGCUGAUAGCCCUUUCAAGCUUCGAGGCCGUUCACCCCCUCAACCUGGCUGGAUCGCUGUUUGCGUUUGCCACCCUGCUCUGGUACAAGCUGUCGGUGUCCAAGCAGGCGUCGGCAGGCGCCUCGGGGCGGGCAUUCUACCUGCCAGACAGGUGGCGAGGGAAAGUGGCAGGGCUGCUAAAGCUCACGCUGUGCUGUGUUGCGACAUUUGCCUUGAGAUUGUUCAUCCAGGCCCGCACCAAGCAGCAGGGCGAGCGGUAA
This is a messenger RNA of Chlorella variabilis, 1305 nucleotides long. RefSeq lists its product as hypothetical. Bases 1 to 1305 code for a protein of 434 amino acids. Gene Ontology annotation, molecular function: antiporter activity. The transcript is spliced from 6 exons. Gene Ontology annotation, cellular component: Golgi apparatus. Lineage: Eukaryota; Viridiplantae; Chlorophyta; Trebouxiophyceae; Chlorellales; Chlorellaceae. The record is from RefSeq and is a predicted model, not a curated record.